This is a messenger RNA of Daphnia pulicaria, 822 nucleotides long. Its product is annotated as late cornified envelope-like proline-rich protein 1. The record is from RefSeq and is a predicted model, not a curated record. The coding region runs from base 97 to 588 and encodes 163 amino acids. The transcript has 3 exons. Lineage: Eukaryota; Metazoa; Arthropoda; Branchiopoda; Diplostraca; Daphniidae.
ACGCCGGAAUCGAGUUGAAUCUAUCCGUCCUCUGCUCUCUGCUCUUCCAGUCACGUUGCAAGUUAUCUAAUAAUUCAUCAAGUUAAAAUUAUAAAAAUGAAGGGACUAUCAAUCUUGGCUCUGAUGAUCGUUGGCAUCGCCUGUGUGGUGGCCCAAGAAGAAUCAAAUGACCAGGGGGUGGUGUUGGACUUUGCAGCGGAUGAAACGGCCAUGGCCGACGAUAGAAAUACCCCUGUCAACUGCCGGAAUUGUCACCCCAAUUGCCCUCCCAGUUGUCCUAGGAAACCUCAUUACAAUCACCACCAUCAUCCUUACCACUGCCCUACCUGCCCACCCAGACCCACUUGCCCCACCUGCCCACCUCCAAUUACCUGCCCCACCUGUCCACCUCCAAUUACCUGCCCACCCCCACGCACUUGCCCUCCUUACCAUUGCCCAACUUGCCCAACUUGCCCAACAAAUCCCACUUGCCCAACUUGUCCUCCCAAGCCUCCUUGCCCCACAGUCUGUCCCCCUAAGCCCUGCCUCAAUCCUCACCCCAUUCUGAUCGGAGUCUGCCUGGAUUUGGAUAUCGGCAUCGGCAAGUAAAUAAGAAGGAAUCCGGCAGUUUCAACAUGAUAACGUUCUUGGCAAAUUAAUAAUAUUAUUGACUUGUAAUUCUUUCUAAAAUAUUUGGUGCGAGUGGUUUCCAUGGGUUCUAAUUCUUGCUGUCGAUUCACACAUUCUGACUCUGUUUGUCGUAUUUAAAUUCUUCUCAUUUGGAACUCUAUAAUUAUUUUGAUGUUGGCUCCAUUGAAAUUAAUAAAAUAAUUGGCAGAUAAA